Rotaria sp. Silwood2 is the source of this 1467-nucleotide messenger RNA. The record is from the annotation of a GenBank genome assembly. Lineage: Eukaryota; Metazoa; Rotifera; Eurotatoria; Philodinida; Philodinidae.
AUGGAUAUUAUAUCAUCCCUCGUCUGGAUUAAACGUGGAGCCGCUAAAGCUGCUCCAAUUAAAUUUAUGCCCGAACAAGAAGAACUCGAUAGCAUGAUUGAUAAAAGCGGUGAUCAUAAUGAGGACGAGACAACAAAAGAUGUUGAUAUGGAUGUUGAAAAACGUGAUGAACUCGAUGAUCAAGAAGAUGAUGAAGAUAAUGUUCGCAUACCCGGUGUGGGUCCUAUUGCCAUGCAUGCAUCUAAUCGUGAUGAUCCUUUACUUGAAAUAAAAGAUGAUGGCGAAGAUUCAGAUGCGGAAGAUUAUUUUAUUCGACCAGACGAUAAUCUCAUUGUUUCUGCACAUAUUGAAGAUGAUACUUCUAGUCUUGAAGUCUAUGUUUACAAUGAUAAAGAAGGUUAUCUCUAUGUACAUCAUGAUAUAUUAAUGUUGAAUAUGCCACUAUGUUUAACAUGGUUAGAUUAUGAUGUUAAUAAUGCUAAUGCAGUUAAUUAUCUUGCAGUAGGAAGUAUGGAAGGUGUUAUUGAAUUAUUUGAUGUUGAUCUUGUUGAUCAAAUGGAACCAUUACAUACAUUUGGAAACAAAUCAAAAAAGAAAAAGACAAAAUUAUCUAAAAAAGCUUCUAAAAAAACAAAUACUAAUAAAUCAAGUGAAGGUCAUGAUGGUGCUAUACUUGACUUAUCAUGGAAUAAACUUGUUCGUCAAAUAAUUGCAUCAAGUUCUGCUGAUGCAACUAUAGCUUUAUGGGAUCUAAGCCAAAUGAAAAUGGCUUUACAUUUACAAAAAUUACAUGAAAAACAGAUUCAAUCGAUAUGUUGGCAUCCGAUUGAAGCACAAAAUUUACUUUCAGGUUCAGCAGAUCGAACUGUAUGUUUAGUAGAUUGUCGUGAUGCAAAUAAUAAAGCAAGUCAACAUCGAUGGACAUUCGAUUCAGAUAUUGAACGAGUUGCUUGGAAUACAUUUGAUACUAAUCAAUAUUUAGCAUCAACUGAAAACGGAUAUGUUUAUGCGAUGGAUAUUCGAAAAACAACAAUACCUAUUUUUAGUUUAUCUGCACAUGAUGGUGCUGUUACUGGUUUAUGUUUAAGUUCAAGUGUACCUGGUCUUCUGGUAACAUCGUCAUUUGAUGAUUGUGUUAAAGUAUGGGAUAUUGAUAAUGAAAAUGUCAUAUUUAUUGCUGAACGACAAUUUCAAACAGGUCGAAUUAAUACAUGUCUUGCUAAUCCUGAUUUUCCAUUUACAUUUGCUUUUGGUGGACAAUCAAAAGGUUUACAAGUAUGGGAUUGUUCAGAAAAUUCAAAUGUUCGUUCACGAUUUGGUUCUCGGGCAAAAUUCGAAAUGGUCGAAGUAGCUAAUGAAAUAGCAUCAACUAUACCAACAGUUUCAUCUUUUCCAACAACUGCUCCGACUGUAACAUCAGCUGUACUAAAAGCACAACGAAAAAAAUUGUCUAAGAAAAAUAAGUAA